This is a messenger RNA of Suillus paluster, 1302 nucleotides long. RefSeq lists its product as uncharacterized. Gene Ontology annotation, biological process: tricarboxylic acid cycle. The transcript has 8 exons. NCBI's taxonomy places the organism in Eukaryota, Fungi, Basidiomycota, Agaricomycetes, Boletales, Suillaceae. Gene Ontology annotation, cellular component: oxoglutarate dehydrogenase complex. Gene Ontology annotation, molecular function: dihydrolipoyllysine-residue succinyltransferase activity. Bases 1 to 1302 code for a protein of 433 amino acids. The record is from RefSeq and is a predicted model, not a curated record.
AUGCUCUCGAAACGAGUUAUCGCUGUCGCUCGCAGUCGUGCUUUUCUCGCUAGCAGAAAUGCCCAAUACGUUGCUGUAUCAUUGUCUAGAGGAUGGCAAAUCGCCGAUUCGCACAUCAGACGUGCACAGUUCUCUUCCAAGACUGUAAAAGUUCCACAGAUGGCAGAAUCCAUCUCCGAAGGUACACUCCGGUCAUGGUCAAAACAGGUUGGAGAUAGCGUCGAGGUUGAUGAGGAGGUUGCCACCAUUGAGACGGAUAAGAUUGAUGUCAGUGUUAAUGCACCUACAGCAGGGAAGAUUGUGGAGCUGCUCGCAAAGGAGGAUGAUACUGUCAGUGUUGGUCAGGACCUCUUCAGAAUUGAACCUGGCGAAGGUGGUGCAUCAUCUGCCCCUCAGGAGCAGAAGAUAGAUCCUGAAGAACCCAAGGACCAACAGCUGGACAAGACGACACCGGAGCCUCGCGCACCAUCGGGUGCCGAUAAACAGAGUAGCGGUGUCCCUCCGGAAGCACCUAAAGAGCCCAAGAAGGAGGUGAAGCAGGACUCGAAACCAAAGGAGAAGUCAAAAACACUUCCCCCUGCACCAAAGGCACCAGGCAGUCGGGGCGAGACUAGAGUUAAGAUGAACCGUAUGCGCCUGCGCAUUGCCGAGCGUUUAAAGGAGUCGCAAAACGCUGCCGCUUCGCUCACGACCUUCAAUGAGAUCGACAUGUCUUCUCUCAUGGAGAUGCGGAAGAAGUACAAGGACGAGGUGCUCAAAGAACAUGAUGUUAAGCUUGGCUUCAUGAGUGCAUUCGCUCGUGCGUGCACGCUGGCACUGAAGGAGAUUCCUGCUGCAAACGCGUCCAUUGAGGGUGACGAGAUCGUCUACCAUGAUUACGUUGACCUGAGUGUCGCUGUCGCGACACCUAAGGGCUUGGUCACACCAGUAGUGAGGAAUGUUGAGGGCAUGGGCUUUGUUGAGAUCGAGAAGGAGAUCGCUGCUCUCGGAAACAAGGCCCGGGAUGGCAAAUUGACACUCGAGGACAUGGCAGGAGGUACCUUCACCAUUUCCAAUGGUGGAGUCUUUGGCUCGUUGUACGGGACGCCCAUUAUCAACCUGCCACAGUCUGCUGUGCUCGGCAUGCACGCGAUCAAGGACAGACCUGUUGUUAUCAACGGCCAGAUCGUCAUUCGACCUAUCAUGGUCGUCGCUCUCACCUACGACCAUAGAUUACUCGAUGGUCGGGAGGCAGUCACCUUCCUAGUGAAAGUUCGUGACUUCAUUGAGGACCCUCGGAAAAUGCUCCUUGCAUUGAACUGA